AUGGAGAACCUUUCGAUUUCUGACCCCCAGCAGCCUCGGGGGGCCGGGGGCCCAGCGGUCCCACAGCCUCCCCUCCAGCAAGACCAAUUGCCGGCGCAGAUGUUCACGACGGCGGCGCAGCUCUUGGACCUCACGGACAAAAAGCUCAUGGUCGUCCUUCGUGACGGCAGAAAAGUGAUUGGUGUCUUGAGAACCUGGGAUCAGUUUGCCAACCUAAUACUACAGAACGCUAUCGAGAGAACGUUUCUUGCGCCGGGCACGUUUGAGGCAGCAGCUGCGCCGGAGAGCGCGGCCCAAGGCCACGGCCUGUACGCGGACAUCCCAAGGGGAACGUAUCUGGUGCGGGGCGAGAAUGUGCUACUCCUGGGGGAGAUCGACCUAGACCGGGACGACGAGGCGCCACCGGGCCAUGACAAGAUCGACUCGGAUGUCAUGGCAGAGCUCCACAAGAAGAAGAAGGCAGUCGACAAGGCAGCCGAGAAGUCGAGGGUAAAGAAACUCUCCGUUUUGGGCUUUGAGGGUGAGAACAUGGGUGAGAUUCUGUUGUAA
Grosmannia clavigera kw1407 is the source of this 549-nucleotide messenger RNA. Its product is annotated as small nuclear ribonucleoprotein. NCBI's taxonomy places the organism in Eukaryota, Fungi, Ascomycota, Sordariomycetes, Ophiostomatales, Ophiostomataceae. The record is from RefSeq and is a predicted model, not a curated record. Gene Ontology annotation, cellular component: Lsm1-7-Pat1 complex; P-body. Bases 1 to 549 code for a protein of 182 amino acids. The transcript is spliced from 3 exons. Gene Ontology annotation, molecular function: RNA cap binding. Gene Ontology annotation, biological process: deadenylation-dependent decapping of nuclear-transcribed mRNA.